Molecule: messenger RNA, 1784 nt
Organism: Penaeus vannamei (Pacific white shrimp)
Lineage: Eukaryota; Metazoa; Arthropoda; Malacostraca; Decapoda; Penaeidae
Product: phospholipase ABHD3
Biological process (GO): medium-chain fatty acid catabolic process; medium-chain fatty acid biosynthetic process
Molecular function (GO): acetylesterase activity; monoacylglycerol lipase activity
Source: RefSeq, a predicted model, not a curated record
UAUAAAGUAUAUGAAUCGGGGAAGAAGAAAGAAAAUAAAAAGAAAGAAGAGAGAGAGAAGGAUCCCUCCCACAAGUACACGAACCGGGAAAAAGAGAGAACAUAAGAAGAAAUUAAGUAAAACAGAAGAAGUACUAUAGAAAGAGUGGAACAAGAGAAGGAACACAAUGGUGGACUGGUUAAUGCUCUGUCUCUAUUAUCCUGGAACAACUUUGGGACUGACUGCCUUCGUGACAUAUAUUGUGUAUUACUUCACCAACGCCGUCAAGCGCCCCCUGUUUGCCUGCAGGAACAGCGCCUGGAGACUGUUCCUGGAGGAGAACCUGACCGUCCUCCAAGAGAAGUACUGGCCGACGCCAUGGUGCAUAGACACCCACCUACAGACAUUCUUCGCCUCUGUUUCGCGUGCCUUCAUUCGCCCCAUAGAUUACAAAAGGGAGGUCCUCCGGUUAAAGGACGGCGGCGAGGUGGCUCUGGACUGGCUCGAGGCGUCCGAACGGAGAGCCAAUCCUGUCGCCGUCGUUCUGCCUGGUCUCACAGGGGCCUCCGACAGCGUGUACGUGAUCGGGAUGGUGAUGUCGCUGCACAAGAUGGGCAUUUCCUGCGCCGUCCUCAACAGCAGGGGCACGGGAGGGAUGGAGCUCAAGACAACCAGGACCUACUGCGCCGCCAACAGCGACGACCUCGAGGAGGCCCUAGACCACGUGGCCGUCACUCGCCCCGGAGCCCCAGUCAUGGCCGUCGGCAUUUCCUUAGGCGGCCUCAUCAUCGGGCACUACUUGACAACGCGGAAGGAGGCGGCGGCGAAGAAGCUGGUGGCGGCGGCGGUGCAGUCCGUGCCUUGGAAUCUGGUGCAGGGAAUCCGGUACAUCGAGCGGCCGGGGCUCAGCCUCCUGUUCAACCAGUACCUGGCCUACUGCCUCAAGGGACUGGUCAGGCUCCAUCGGUACCAGCUGGAGGGAGACCAUCUGUUGGACAUCAAGGAGGUGUUGGAGAGCAUAACGGUUCGGCAGUUCGACACGAGGUUCACGGCCAAGCAGUUCGGGUUCGACGACGCUGAGCACUAUUACCAGGCGUCGACUCUGUACCAUAAGCUGGACUACAUCAAGGUGCCUUUCCUCUGCCUCAACAGCGGCGAUGAUAUUUUCCAGCCGUUGGAGGACAACCCUUUCGGAGCCGCCAGCAAAUCAAGUCACGUGGCGCUUGUAGUAACGGUAAGAGGCGGCCAUAUUGGAUUCAUGGAGGGACUGUGGCCCGCGAAAUCGUAUUAUAGCGAACGUCUCUUAACCCAGCUGGUAGUGAGCAUAUUCUCCAACCUCGAGGCCAUGAAGAGCAUUCAGAAGGAGGCGGAUGACUAUGCGAAAGCUGUUGAGGUCGCUUGUGGUAACGCGUAGGAGAGAAUAGGUUUCUAUUUGUUUUUUUCUUUCGUUCUCUUUUAUAGGUUAUUUUCUUUGUUGAGGUAUGGGUAUUUAUGUUUUGUAUCAUUAUUAGGUUUUGAUGUCGCAUUCCCUCUUGUUCUUUCUAUAGGACAUUUUUUUAAUUGCUUUUGUUCUUGUCUGUGGAAUGAUUUUCAUUUAUUCAAUAUUUAUUUAUGCUUUUAUUCUAUAGAAAGUUUUUUGUGGUAAAUACUUUGUCUGAUAGACUGACCUGUAUCAAUCAUAAGCUGAACCCUGCCGGAACUACCUCAGUGCCUAAUAAUGUAAAAUUAAUAUUUGUUUUUCCUCCCUUUUUAAAGCGUGGGAGAUCUCACAGAAGUAUCUUACACGUAUGAAUAAAUAUUUUGCA